Messenger RNA from Musa acuminata AAA Group (dessert banana), 2133 nucleotides. Its product is annotated as histone H2B.11. Gene Ontology annotation, molecular function: DNA binding; protein heterodimerization activity; structural constituent of chromatin. The transcript is spliced from 3 exons. The record is from RefSeq and is a predicted model, not a curated record. Bases 89 to 547 code for a protein of 152 amino acids. Gene Ontology annotation, cellular component: nucleosome. Lineage: Eukaryota; Viridiplantae; Streptophyta; Magnoliopsida; Zingiberales; Musaceae.
CUCUCUCCAUUCCGAUCGCCGCUUGUCCUCCACGAUCGUUCGUUUCUCGAGCCACACGCAAGUCGCUUUCCCGAAACCCUCGCUUCUAAUGGCGCCCAAGGCCGAGAAGAGGCCAGCGGAGAAGAAGCCCGCCGCCGAGAAGCCGGCCGAGGACAAGGAGAAGAAUGCGGAGAAGUCCGCGGCCGAGAAGAUGCUCAAGGCGGAGAAGCGCCUCCCCUCCAAGGACAGCGCGUCCGGCGACAGGAAGAAGAAGAAGAAGCCUAAGAAGGGGAGCGAGACCUACAAGAUCUACAUUUUCAAGGUGCUCAAGCAGGUGCACCCGGACAUCGGCAUCUCAAGCAAGGCCAUGUCCAUUAUGAACUCCUUCAUCAACGACAUCUUCGAGAAACUCGCCCAGGAGGCCUCUCGCCUCGCCCGCUACAACAAGAAACCCACCAUCACUUCUCGCGAGAUCCAGACCUCCGUCCGUCUGGUGCUCCCUGGCGAGCUUGCCAAGCACGCAGUCUCUGAGGGGACCAAAGCGGUGACCAAGUUCACCAGCUCUUGAGCCGUGGCUGCCGCUAGGGUUAUACUGCUUUGAAUCUGCCAAUCAUCCUGAUAGAUGGUCAGAAUUUAUUUAAUAUGUCCUUGGAUUUGUUGGAGACUUGAGCAAAAAUCAGAUUGGAGAAGAAAUUAUAUACGUUUUCGUCUCUAACCGGACAGGUGAACUUCUUAUAGUAUACUUUUCUUUCAAAGUUCAAAGUAGCUAAGAUGUAGAAGUUCAAUUAGUCAGCAGGUUUCCAUGUGGCCAGGUGACUGCUUUCUCAAUAUUAGAGUUCUAUCACUGCUGAUUGGUUUGGUCAUUUUUGCGAUGUAUGAUGUUCAGAUAUUCAGCAAAAUUAGUUCUUGUUUUACAUCCUAUGUUUGUGUUAGCAGUUCUGAUUCUAAAUUUGUUCCAAAGCCUUGGACAAGCAAAGCUAUGAUUAUCACUCAUCCCCCCUUUUUGAAAUUUCUUCAUAAAAACUUGUUUAAGACAAGACAUUUAAGUUUUUUAGCGAUUGUCCAAGUGAUCAAAGUGCUAUGCCGACGUGGAGAUGUAGUGCAUAAGAUGAUCAGCUGAUGAAUCUGCUAUAGUGCAAGCAUAUCUUUUUCAAAAAAGAAAGUAAUAGUUUGGUUUUCUGGUAGUGCUCUGUCAUUUCUUGCUUGGCAUAAGUAUUUGGCAUGGAUAUGGUUCAUUGUUAGUUUACCUUGCCAUUAGUAUUUCUCUGGUAGUUCUGUUUUUACUUGGCAUAAGUAUUUAGCAUGGCAUGCUUUCAGUGCUAGUUUCCUUUGCCAUUACUAUCUCAAAUUAUGCACUAGCUCUUUAUCUCUUCUCCUUUCUUGCUUCCUGUAAUUUUCUACAAAAGGUCUUUAAAAUACUUGGACAUGAUAUUUCAGAUUUUGACGCUCGUGUGUGAUGAUAUGAUUCCAUGAAAAGUAAAUGACAUUAUACUCCUUUUUAGCUUUUCCACAUUGGGAUGUUGGUACUCGAAUAAAUUGAUAUAUUUUCGAUACAGAUUUUGAGAUGCAUGGCCACUAAGAAGCCUAUUAGCUAUCUCAUUGGUUUCUUUGGGUUAACCAUAACAAAUCCUUGUUUCACAAUCAUCUGGGCAAGUUUUUGCUUGUGCUAACGAUCAUACUUAGCACAGAGGUCUUUCUGGGGGCUUCCAAGGGGUUUUUCUUCCGAAUACUAGAUCUGUGGUAAAUAAUUUGAUCUCAGUUUCACUAUUAAAUGUGAUGGCUCAUUGGAUUCCCUUUCUGGACCUGUAGAUACAGGUUACAUUAUCAGGUGUGAUGGAGAAAUCUUAGCUGCUGAUGUUGUCCUUUGCAAAGUGAAGGAGGCCAAGCAAGUUGAAGGUAUAGAGCUGGUAUGGAAGGUCCGAGGAGAACUAAAGAGGAACAACUGCAUUGUGAAGAUUAACUUUGAAUCUAAGAAAUUAUUGACACCUUAUUUGAAAACUACUGCUCCACCUUGGCAUUUGAAGUCUGUAAUAAGUAGGAUGAGUUGAUGUGGUCUGCGGCUCAGCUGGUAACAUAGCCAAGAAUCAAAGCUAGUAGUAACAUUUUUUGAAACAUUAGUCACCAUCUAAUCUGAUGGAAUAAUUGACUUAUUUA